AUGGCUUCCUUUGUGGAAGAUCUGUGGUUGAGCGUCUUCACCCCGGGCCCCACUCCGACACUGUUGAUCGCAACCAACGUCACCUUUGCAGCACUUCAACUUCUCUUCCUCGUCCUCCUCCUAGCUACCUAUAGCAUCCACUUCGUUGUCUUGUCCUUCUUAAGCGGUGGACUGUGGUACUCGAUCAACUGGUUUGCACACGAAGUAAGCGCUGUGCAGCGAGCACAGGAAGCCGAGAAGAAAGCACAAGCCGAGACUGAAACAACUGGCUCGGAGAGGAAGAAGGUUUCCCUGGAUAGUGCCGACAGUGAGACAGAGACAGAGUCGUUUUCUGGCCAGAAGGCAACCGCCGUCGCAACUGGCAGCGCUGUGCCGGCGAGACUCCAACCGACCGAAGAGGAUCCCAAGAAGCGUAUCAGCGCUGGAGGUGAUAGCUCGGGAUACGGCAGCACCGAUAGCGAGUGGGAGAAGGUGGAGGAAAACUAG
Penicillium odoratum is the source of this 486-nucleotide messenger RNA. Its product is annotated as V-type ATPase assembly factor PKR1. The record is from RefSeq and is a predicted model, not a curated record. NCBI's taxonomy places the organism in Eukaryota, Fungi, Ascomycota, Eurotiomycetes, Eurotiales, Aspergillaceae. The transcript has a single exon. Gene Ontology annotation, cellular component: endoplasmic reticulum membrane. Gene Ontology annotation, biological process: vacuolar proton-transporting V-type ATPase complex assembly. Bases 1 to 486 code for a protein of 161 amino acids.